UUUGCAUGCGAGGCUUUGUUCUGUGUUUUUUUUUUUUUUUCUGUUGUGUUCCUUCCAUCAUCCGCACUUGUGUUAUUGCCAUAUUUCCAACUGAAACACUUGCUCAUCAGCAGUCUUUUGUGCCACUGCGUCACAUUGCGAAAUCCCCUGGAAGACUGCACACAAUACGAGCGAAAAGACUUGGAAAUUUUUGAAUUCAACAUUGUGAAGGCGGCCAAGAGAAUGCGACAAUCGUCAUAAUGGGAAACGCGAGAUCGGCUUCGUAUUCUUACCACCAGCCACUGGAGCAGCAAGAAGAAGACAGACAUCGCUCGUUGCCUUCUCCUCUUCAACAUCAAUCUCAGUAUCAGUAUCAACAGUACGGUCAGCCCCGUCGGGCGGUCUCCUCCCGCCGACGCCAUCAGUCCUGUUACUGGAGCAAUGUCGCUUCCGCCGGACUGGAUAGUAGUGGAACCAUUACGGACAGGGCGAACCGGAAUGCGCCGUCAGCGGCUAUCGGAUGUGAUGAUAUUGGAUCGCAAAGAAGAUCCGGUGAAGCCAUGACCAGUGAUGACACGAUGAGCGUCUUCGGUGGAUGUUCAGCUGAGAAUUCGGAACCGACGCCUCUGCCGUUCGUGCGGCAUCGGAACCUACCGAUCCGGUUGCCUCGUAUCAACGUCAACAAAGAAUCGUGGUCGCAUCAGUCGUUUCAUAACACAUUGAACAAGUGCGGACGGCAUAAAAGCCUUUCUUGCUCCAUGAUGCACGGGCGGACGUUGCCGACUAAGGACAGCUGUCCGUCUCCUGUGUUCGCCAACGCUGCCCGCCUCCACGUUAAUGGCUGCUCCACUCUGCUAAAUGGCGAGGCGAUGAGAUCGAAAACGCCUACACCCUUGCCAACGCCCCCAGCCCAGGCGUCGGCCCUUUCCCUUCGUGACGGGAAGAAAGACGAUCACGCCUCAGGCGAUCAAGAGGGCCGUUUACGAGGCGCCGUUAGCUGCGCCGCUCUGCUCCUUCAAUGCGAGCCAACAGAGGCGAGAAUCGAUCGAUCGACGAUGAGUGCACGCCGUCGUGAAUCGAGCGAUUCGCGUGACACGCAGCUGUGUGUCAACAAUAACAAACUUCAGGCGCCCGACGGCUGGAAAGUCGGCCAAGAUUCAACUGUUGGCAACAUUCCGUUUCGUCGCCAAUUCCUCAGCAUGAGAUCGUACCAAAGCCAGAAGCGACCGCUUGUGCUGGCUCGAUCCAGUUCCGUCCGGACAAGGUCGUCUUAUUCAGUGCCCAUUUUGACGGAAUUGGAAGGCCAGUUUUCUGAGAACACAUGCAAAGCCAAACACUAUUUGGAAAUGGCCCGUAUAAAGAAGCAGAGCGUUGAGCAGAGUCUGUCGACCGCCUACAACGUGGCCAAUUUAUUGCACCAGCCGUUAAUUGCACCGCCAGUGACUCCGAUAAUGACCGAAGAUUCGGUUCAUCAUACCACGAAUAUCGGCCAACAGUUCGAACAGCAACAGUCGGCGGCAAGGUCCGGUUUGCACAAAAGUUGGACAUCCAUAAGCCAAGAAAGCUUAGGCGAUGCGGAAGACGAAGACGGUGGUUACACGACGACGUUGACUGUUGGCGACAAUGGCAGUUUGCACAGUCGUUUCUCAGAUUCCUCUUACCUGACCAUGUUGACGGCCAAUACGUCCCUAUCCAGCGGCUAUCACGGCCCAGCUUCGCUGACGGGCGAUGGCCAUCCAGCGUCUUCUUCGUGUUCCGAUGAGGAGGAUGACAACGACGAGUUUUAUCAACACCAACAACGUCAUCAAAUGAUGAUGUCGAAUUGUGAUGGAACGACAUCCGGCAUGUUCUACCUAGAAUGGCUGCGGCAAGUGACGGGAAGCGUUCCCGCCUACGUGGAGCUAAGGCAGGGCCGUUUGCACUUGAAAUUGAUACAAGAUGAUGUUAUGGAGCACAUCGACGGCGCCGUCAAAGUCAGCGAGAUCACCGAACUUCUUCGGGCCGAAUACGGCAUCGUGACCGGUGGACGCUCCAGAGAGGGCCGGCCAAUCAUCACAUUCCCGGACAGGUGCAACUUUGCCACCCUCACCGAAGAUAAUUACAGGAAGUUGAUUGUUUACCUGACCUCGGUGCCAGCGUUACACGAUGCGGAUUUGGGUUACGUUCUCAUCGUCGACCGUCGUUCGGAUCGCUGGAACGCUGUCAAAGCCACUCUGUUGCGGCUUUCGAAUUUCUUUCCCGGGUUGAUUGCCGUCGUUUACGUCCUCCGGCCGUCUGGCCUCCUCCAAAAGGCCAUUUCCGAAGUCAGCAAUAAAUUUUUCCGUGAAGAUUUCAAAUUCAAAGUGGUCGUUUGCAGCUGCCUGGACGAGUUGCACCAGCGGAUCGAUGCUAGUCAGUUGACGACCGAGCUGGGCGGUGCCUGUUUGUUCUACGAUCACCAAGAAUGGAUAGAUACCCGUGUCUCGGUCGAAAGCUUUUCAGCAAACACGGCAGACAUCAGUGCCGCCUUGCGCAAGUUCUCGCGCCGUCUUCAGGACACUGAGUUACCCAAUGACGUGCAGAGUACUCAGGCCGUUUUGCAACACCAAGGCCAAGAAUAUGCCAGUCUCAAAAUGGAGCUGAAUAACGCCAACGCACAAGGCGAAACAUUAUUAAACUUGAUCAAAAAACCAGCUCCGCUUUCUACACCCGGACGCCGAAGCGAACCCUGGCUGGGUCAACUAGUCAACAUCACCACUGUAGAGAGGCUAUUAAUUCAAAUGGAUGAAACGCAAAGGACAUUGGACGAGUUCUGGAACAAGCACGCCUUCCAUCUCAGACUUUGCCUUCAACUUCGUCAGUUUGAACUCGAUUUCAGAGAGUUGCAGGUUGUUCUAAACGAAGAUAUCCAGGCCGUGUCGGACUUUGAAAGCGAUGGUGAUUCAGUCAGUGCAAUCGACGCAUUGCUCCAACAGACUCAUGAUUGCCGAACCCGUUGCCAGCUGGAUCUAGAUCGAGCCGACGCGCUCUACAGUCACGCAGCCAAACUUAUGGCCGAUUACGCCGACAGCCCUGUCGUCUUGGACUCUGUCCGGCCCAAGAGCAUCGAAUUACAGCGAGUGAGCCAAGCGUUACGAGAUCUGUUUAUUCAACGUCUCGAAUCUCUGGAACGUUCUCGCGAUUUGUAUAAUCGUAUUGAAAAGGCCAAUCGUUGGUGUUCGCAAGGCGUCGAUCUUUUGGCGUCGCAACAGCUGGAGAAAUGCUCUUCGCCCGAGUUUGCCGCACAAGCGCUGGCCGAUAUCGAACAGUUUCUUACGUCGGCUUCCGAGUUCCGUGAUCCAACACAAUUUCGUAAUAUGUUCCAGGAUAUAAUAACACCCGAAACUAAGUCUUUAAUCAAUCAGGUGAUUCAACGCCUUCAGGACGUGCAGGUGAUGUGUGAUAGACGAACCGUAGGUCUUCGACAAAUUGUGACCCGCGCACGAGUCGUCCGACCAGUUCAAACGGUUCCGCCAGAACCGUCCACUUUGGUACGUUCUGGUUCUCACAGCAGCGUCCAGGGACCCAAAGAGCCUUUAACUUCAGAAGUCGACAAUAGUUCACCACCGGUCAGUGCCAACAUCAAAGUACGCCAUGUCUUAACUGAACUGCUGGAAACGGAGAGGAUUUACGUCAACGAAAUCAGUAUCGUCUUGAAGGGAUACAGGGAUCAGUUGAUGGAUCCAGAUCCUUAUCAAUCCGGCCCUUACCAAGUCCCGGUGCAGUUGGUAGACAAGACGGACGUCCUCUUUGGCAACUUGCCCGAAAUCUGCGCGUUUCACGGUCAGAUUCUUCUGCCAGACUUGGAGAGUAGUCUCUCUAGCCCACAGCUAGUCGCUUCCUGUUUUCUCAGACAUACGGAAGAUUUGCACUCCUUGUACAGCUUCUACUGCCAGAACAUACCGCAAUCUGAAGAACUGCGUCGUCAGGUUGGAGAAAACAAUCCGUUCCUUCGUCAGUGCCAAACGAGCCUUGGUCACAAACUUCCACUCAGUGCCUACUUGCUCAAGCCUGUCCAGAGAAUUACCAAAUAUCAGCUCUUGCUUAAAGAUUUGAUGAAGUACAGCCAGUCUACCCUUGACUCCUCUGAAGAUGUCCACCAUGACGAUAACGACCUCCAAUCGGCCCUAGGCGCCAUGUUGACUGUUGUCCGUUGCGUCAAUGACAGCAUGCACCAAGUGGCCAUCACUGGUUACCAAGGAAGUCUUGCCGAGCUGGGUCGAUUGCUACUUCAAGGUGGAUUUAGCAUGUGGGCUGAGGGGAAACGUGACCGUUUGCGGGAACUGCGGCUAAAACCGAUGCAGCGUCAUGUGUUCUUGUACGAACGGGGCGUCGUUCUGUGUAAACGCGUCGGUAAAGAAAUGGACAAGGCUACUUACCAAUUCAAACACCUCCUGAAGAUGUCGGAAGUUGGCCUGACGGAAACGGUUCACAGCGGAAAAGGCAGCGACGCGCGCAAGUUUGAACUUUGGUUGCAAGGUCGUCACGAAGUUUGGGUGUUGCAAGCUCCUGCCCGUGAUGUCAAAGAAACUUGGAUUACUGAGAUCAAACGUGUUCUACUUAAUCAGUUUCAUCAGCUGAAAGGUCAGACGAUCGCGCAAACAUCAUCGUCAAGGACGGGACCGACAUUAUCAUCGAUUGGUGCCAGUGGCGUCGUCGCACCGGCUGGAGGCGUUCAGAAAAUGAUCCAAAUUUCGUCGUCCAUCCCCAACGGAGCACCGCAUCCGUCUUCUCCCUACGGUCCAAAAUCCCUACGCCCGGCGUCAUCUUGUUCAUCGUGGGAAUACAACAACAGCACAGCCGGAAGUAGUAGCAGCAGCAGCGGUGUCAGCAGCACUGGUGAUCGCAGUUCAAUUGUGGAUACGAGUGCAUCGAGUACAAUAUCGAGGGCAUCAUCCGGAAGCCGGAUGCUGCGUUCCACCACCGUCGACGAGGAUGACGGAUGGAGCACCGACUUUUCCCUCAGCGACGAAGACAUGGGCGAAACUUAUCUCGAUCACGUCGAGGACGCUACACAUUCGUUACGUCGCCGUUAUGUUGUAUUGGCCGACUACGCCCCUCUGGGACCGACUGAGGCUGGCCUUCGUGAAGGAGACAUCGUCGAUCUUGUUCGUGUUGGCUGCGCGGGUUGGUGGUAUGUCCGGCCGUCGUCAGUGGGUAACACUUCGUCGCAAGAAGGAUGGGCACCGUCUGCCUACCUGGAAAUGGCCCCCGCGCCGGCCAUCAAAUCGCCUUGCAGUUCUGGUACGCCGUCGCCGUCGGUCAGCAGCCAGGACAGCGAACACGAUCUCCUACAGUAGGAAAACAACACAUGGAAAAUGGAUUUCUUUGGCAACCUAAAGCCGCUUUGCUUUAGUCUUCAAACGAGCCAUUUUUGUUUUAGUUUUGCAGAGACUUUGUAUAUAUCGAAACAACCUAGUUCGGAAUCUUUCGCCAAUCGCCAGCUAGAUGUCUGUGUCUGUUUCAAAUUUCAUUUGAUAAAGCAUUUGUUUGUGUUUUUUUCUUGGAAAUGCUUCCAAUUUCCUUUACCACUUAGAAUUGAAUAGCCUCAGCUGUUUAAUUACGUACUUGCUCCUCCCUUUUUUGUUAUUUCAUAUACAAAAUUUCUGUACGUGUUUAUAUAAGCUACUCGUGUAUGUAGUGUACCUGAGCCCUACCUCUUGUAUCUCAUGCUGCUACGUAAUGCAUAA
Messenger RNA from Daphnia carinata, 5687 nucleotides. RefSeq names its product guanine nucleotide exchange factor DBS-like. Gene Ontology annotation, biological process: intracellular signal transduction. The record is from RefSeq and is a predicted model, not a curated record. NCBI's taxonomy places the organism in Eukaryota, Metazoa, Arthropoda, Branchiopoda, Diplostraca, Daphniidae. Gene Ontology annotation, molecular function: guanyl-nucleotide exchange factor activity; protein binding. Gene Ontology annotation, cellular component: cytoplasm.